Molecule: messenger RNA, 1003 nt
Organism: Hypomesus transpacificus
Lineage: Eukaryota; Metazoa; Chordata; Actinopteri; Osmeriformes; Osmeridae
Product: permeability factor 2-like
Exons: 4
Coding region: 456-803 (115 amino acids)
Biological process (GO): antimicrobial humoral immune response mediated by antimicrobial peptide; chemokine-mediated signaling pathway; cellular response to lipopolysaccharide
Cellular component (GO): extracellular region
Molecular function (GO): chemokine activity; CXCR chemokine receptor binding
Source: RefSeq, a predicted model, not a curated record
GGUACAGUUCCAUUGCUGAGGCUUCCAUUCUACUCUAUGAAACAUUUAAUACAACUACAGACUUAAUCCUCCUGUUUUAUCACAAUGACAUUACAACACUCAAUUUUUUAAAGAAUUUGACGACACCUUUGGGUGGGUGGGACGUGGGUGUUGAACGGUAAUGGAUGACGCAUUCACUUUUCUCUGGAAUCCCUGAAACUCGCUGACACUCAGUGAGCAGAGAGUAUAAGUGGCCCAGAAUGCACCUCCUCCAGGCAAACCCACACAUCCAGGAGACAGGAAGAGAAGAAGAGAGGAGAGCAGCUGCAGAACUGCUGUCACGCCAGACUCUAAGUCUUCCAGGCUGUCUUCCAUACGACUCCCACCGACCAGAAGAAACUAAUUCUAACAGAUUUCUAAAAUAGGAUCUGCUCUGGGACGUCUUAUUCAAAGUCAAGUUUCAAGUGAAGACCAUCAUGAAAGCAGUGAUCUUGUCCGUUGUUCUACUGGUCGGCGUGGCCAUCUCCAUGGCAGAAGAGGCAACGAAGGCACCCCGUUGCCAUUGUGCUAGCACCCGCAUAACACCACUCAACAUCAAAAGGAUAACUGCAAUUCGACAGUACUCACCUCGACCCCACUGUCCCAGGGAGGAAGUCAUUGUCAAACUGAGCACUGGAGAGUCAGAGUGUCUGGAACCAACUGGGGAUUUUGCCAAAAUGUUGAUCAAGAGAUUGAAAAGCCAUCCAAAGAGAAGACAGUCGAAAGUUAUAACUACCAUCCUUCCUAUUACAUCUGAACACACUCAAAUCACAGGAUCAUUUUAGUGACAUGCUGCCUGUAAAGUUACCUGAAACUGAUGCUGCUCAUAUUGGCAAUGAAGUUCUAUGUUUUUAAACUUGUGAAAACGUCUACAUUUUGUACCUGCACACUUUGGACAGAUUUUUUAUUUGUCUAAAUCCAACACCAAUAUUAUUAUUCAUAAAAAAAUGUUUUUGUUCUGAUAUAUAAAUGUUUUGACUCUAAA